UGGUGGGAAAACGAAAAGAAAGCUGCCAUUCCAGAGAUAGAGAGAGAAGAGCAUUGAUAAUUGUAGGAGUAGGGGAGAGGACUGCGCAAUGAAGAAUGAAGAGGAUUGAGGAAAGAUUUCUUCAACGAGGAGAGUGGGGUGUCUGUCUUCCUGUCUUUCUCUCUCAUCAAAACCAACGAAUGGAUUCCCUUUUCUUAACCCAAACCUUUCUUUCCCCAACAACAACAACAUUAACAUCCCCACUAUCAUUAUGCCCCUCUCCUUCAUCUCUACUACUGUUUUCUUUAUUUCACCUUGUUUUUCUUAGCCCCUUCCCAUUUCUCAGAUCCAUCUCUCCUUCACACUUCUUUCAAUUCUCCCCCUUUCUACAGGAAUAUGUUUGGAGAAGGAAAUAGCGGUAAUGCCUUAUUGCCUCCCUUGGUGGAGGGAAGUCUUCAAUAUGAUGUGAAUACCUUGCCUCAGCUUCAAUUAUUUGGAGAAAUUCCAAUAGGCUGCAGCAUUAACCCCGUAAGCUAUGUGGCAAACGAAUGUCCACCUGCCGCAGUUCAUCCUACCAAAAGAGCAAGGGAUGCUGAACCAAACUUUAGCCAGCAAAAGCUUCGGAUAUCCUUGAAUAACAACUUCUGUCAAGAUGAAGUGGGACAAACUGGAAACAUUUGGAAGCCAAAUCCUGUAUCAACUGGGCUUAAACUUUCUUAUGGGGAAGAAGAGCGUAAUUCCUCCAUCACUUCAGCUACUGAAAACAAUAAAGCUGUCCUCUCGGCAUUUCUUUCACUUGGCAAUAAUGUUAAAUAUGAGAUUGAUCGCCAGAGAGAAGAUUUGGAUCGCUAUAUCAAAGUCCAGGGUGAUAAUUUGUGUAAGGGAUUGAAGGAGUUGAGUCAAAGACAAACAAUUUCAUUCCUGAAUACAUUGGAAAAGGGAGUUAGCAGAAAACUACAUGAGAAAGAGGUUGAAAUAGAAAACAUGAACCGGAAGAACAAGGAACUUGGUGAGAAGAUAAAGCAAGUAGCUAUGGAAGCUCAGUCGUGGCAUUACAGAGCAAAAUAUAACGAGUCAGUUGUGAACGCCCUGAAGAAUAACAUCCAGCAACUAGCUGCCCAGGGUAUCACACAAGUAAAGGAAGGGUGUGGUGAGUGUGAGGUAGAUGAUGCUGCCUCUACUACGAACCACCAGGAAGUUCCCUCCUCAAAACAGCAACAGCAGCAGCAGCAGCUAAGCUGCUGCAAAGCUUGCAAGAAUAAACAAGUGUCGGUGUUGUUAUUGUCGUGCAGACACUUGUGUCUGUGUACAGAUUGUGAAGAGUUUAUAGAUAUUUGCCCGGUGUGCCAGGCAGUGAAGACUGCAAGUGUUCAAGUAUACAUGUCAUGAACACGCAAACUCAACACUUGCACUCAUCAUUAUCUUGCAUAGUAGAGUUGGUUUUUCACCCCACCACCCUUGCUUUCUUAUGAAAUCUGGAGAAGCUCAGGAAUUUAUACUAUGAUGAUGAUGAUGAUGAUGAUUCCUUUCUAUGAAUUUGUUGAGGUGUUUCAAGGUUUCACAGCAAAGCUUUUUCGAGAACCAGAGAUGGUACCUAAAUAAAUUAUAGUCUGGUAGCAAGUAAAUGCUAGUUGUGUCUCAUGUAAUUGUUAUUAAUUUUGCCUUAGAAUGCUGCUGCUGCAUAUUAUGCAUUAACAAAGUUGAUGCGUUUUGGCCCCUCUCAUUCACUCAUACUGUCCUUGCUCCUAUUUGGCUUUAAUUGUA
Ipomoea nil (Japanese morning glory) is the source of this 1743-nucleotide messenger RNA. RefSeq names its product probable BOI-related E3 ubiquitin-protein ligase 2. The record is from RefSeq and is a predicted model, not a curated record. Gene Ontology annotation, molecular function: ubiquitin-protein transferase activity. The transcript is spliced from 4 exons. NCBI's taxonomy places the organism in Eukaryota, Viridiplantae, Streptophyta, Magnoliopsida, Solanales, Convolvulaceae. Bases 376 to 1368 code for a protein of 330 amino acids.